AUGAUUGCAAUUAUGUAAACCCCAAGUACUGUACCAUCAACUAGAUAAAGUAAAACACCUGGAGAAUACGAUCACUUCAGAAGAAUAUUAAAAACUAGAUAGAGAUUUCCAUCAAGUGCAGAUUGCAAAUUCAGGAAAUCUGUAAGCAGUCCAUUAAAAAAAUAAAGUGCUAACUAACCCACAGAGAAGCGAGCUCUUCUUACUUUGUAGGAUAGACCUAAAACUUAAACAGAUUUACCAGAGAGACCUCCUGAAUAUUACAACUUAUUCAACCUGCCAUAUAAAAACUACAAAUAUUAAAAGCCUCCUGGGUAAAUCAAUGUAGCAGAGUACCUUGAGGGAACAUAUAAAUUAGGGAAAACCAUAGGGAUAUGGGAUAAAAAUACAUUGCACAAAAAAUUAAAUGUGAACAAUCUUUAGAUUAAAAGAAGCAAUUAUACAUCGGAUCAUCUCAUAAAGGCAAGAAAGCCAUAAGGUCCAUCAAGUUGUUUGGAAACUAUUUACAUAGCUAAAUUGCAAUUAGACAAUGAGCAAACCUAGGAAGGACUAAUUAAAAUGAAGGCUAUGGAAGACAAUCUAAAAUAGGAUAUUCAAAGGUAUCUUGUUGAAGGAUCAUCGACUCAACUUUAAAUAAAAUUUCCAUCAUAAUCAUACAUUUUGAAUAGAUGGACUAGACAAUCAAUAGGUUAAGAGCCACCUCAAUGCUCAAAAUGUGAAUUGAUUCCUAAAUUCUCUUUUCAAAAAAACCAAGUUAGCAAUAGUGUAGAAUCACUGAGGAGAUCUAUGAUAUAAUUUCAAUCUCAGGAGACUUCUUCAUAAAUUACAGAAUUGCCACAGUCAAUGAAAUUUUAUAAAUUUGAUCCAAAAAUUAACUCAUUUUGGCAUCUCUACAAAACUAAAGGAAUGACUAUUGAAUCUCUGAAGGAUGGCUUUUAGAUCUUAAAGAAGCCAAUCAUAGGUGAUAGACUAUUAUUAAGUUUUGAUUUAACUCCUAUUAAUAAUGAGGAAAGGGUAUCAUACAAAUAAUUCUGCUAUUUUGUGAGAGUGUUCAUAUACAAGAAGGCCAGUUUAAAGGAGAGGAUAGACAGUGUGCUUAAUUUCUAUGAUCCAGAGCGAUAAUAAAGAGUGACAAACAGAGAGUUUUGUAAUAUCAAUAGGAUACUUUGUGAAUAGUUUAUGGAGAAACAUCCAACAGUGAAACCAAUCUAUCAAGAGCUAAUAUAAAAUUUUAAACUGUCGAAAGUAAUAAGUGAUGAAAAUGAUGCUUAUUUUGAUUAAAAAGCAUUUAAGCAUGUUUUCAUUUCGAAUUAGAUGCACAUCUAGGAUAUUAUAGAAUUGAUUAGUGAUGAGUGA
This is a messenger RNA of Paramecium tetraurelia, 1353 nucleotides long. RefSeq lists its product as uncharacterized. The transcript is spliced from 5 exons. NCBI's taxonomy places the organism in Eukaryota, Ciliophora, Oligohymenophorea, Peniculida, Parameciidae. The record is from RefSeq and is a predicted model, not a curated record.